AUGCGUCUCUCGGCGAAUAUUUUAGGUCUUCCAACUUCGAUUUUGAUAUUGUUGAUUUCGCAGACACAUUCGGUACAGGCGGUCGACAUUGAUAAUAAUCGAUUGUUGGCUCUAUGGCCUCGCGAUUGGAUACAUGUUAAGGAUUGGAUUUAUGGAUCUGCGAGGAGGGAAAGAGGUGAGGGGUCGGAGGGGAGCGAUGUAGUGGCUGCGAAAAGUCCGGUUGGGAUACUGAAAAUGAGUGAGGAUGAAGGAGAGAAAUUCUACAUGGGAUAUUGGAGAUUUGGAAAUGAGGAUACGCACAUGAGUUUGGAUGGAGGGGAUAAGUUUCUGAGGGAGAGAGAUUUGAAGGAGGAGGCUAGAUCACUUGCGAAUUCGUCGAUUCCUAUUUCUUUUCGAGCACCAUUUGCAUUGCAUACGGAAGAUCACUCAGGACUCUUGGAUUAUGAAAAAAUUCGAGCUCGUAGAAAGGAUUCGACUGCCGUGUUGGCUAUACUGGAGAAAAGAGAUUUUAGAUGUCCUACGGGAACAUCGAAUUGCUCAUCAAUCGGAUAUCCAAAUAGUUGUUGCGCAACUGAUGAAACAUGCUUUCAAAUCACAGAUACUGGAUUGGGACCUGUAGGAUGUUGUCCUAGUGGAGGAAAUUGCGGAGGAACUAUCACGAAUUGCGCUUCGCCAAAUACACCUUGUGCUGCUGACGUAGGAGGAGGUUGUUGUAUACCAAAUUAUGUGUGUGCUUCGAUUGGAUGCGUGAUUAAUCCAUCACUUGUGGUGGUUGUUACUACAACCCAAACUUUUACUGUUGUUUCGUCGACUCCAACGACCACGAUUCAAACCACUACGAUUACUAGCACAAAAUCUUCAAGCGUAUCGAGUACUACCUCUCAAAGUUCGACUCCUAUUAGUACAACUACAUCUGCUUCAGGAGUCGUCCCCGUUCGUCCUACAGGUGAUUCUUCAACUACUACUACAACUACUUCUUCAACAAUCACUCAAGAUACAUGUCCCACGGGUUUCUAUGCCUGCUCAGCACAUUAUCAGGGAGGAUGUUGUAGAACGGGCAGAAAUUGCGAUACGACAUCCUGUCCCGCAACAUCAUCAACGACAAUAGUGAGUAGCGGAAUCACAGUAGCGGUUCCGGUUGGAUCGGCAGCAACUAUUACUUCGGCAACAGGAGCGUGUGCAACGGGUUGGACGAGUUGCGCGGCGAGUUUGGGCGGGGAUUGUUGUCCUAGUGGGUGGGCCUGUGGAACGGCUAGUUGUGAGAGUGUGAGUGUGCAGGCGACGGCUACGACUACGGAGGUGCUUCAGAAGGAGGUGCCGGGGAUGGGGGGAAGGCUUAGGGGGUCGGGAGGAGGAGUGCUAGGUUUGGGGGUGCUGGUUGGGUGGCUGGUUUUGUGA
Botrytis byssoidea is the source of this 1398-nucleotide messenger RNA. RefSeq lists its product as uncharacterized. The transcript has a single exon. Lineage: Eukaryota; Fungi; Ascomycota; Leotiomycetes; Helotiales; Sclerotiniaceae. The coding region runs from base 1 to 1398 and encodes 465 amino acids. The record is from RefSeq and is a predicted model, not a curated record.